AUGAUUGAGUGUAAUUUUGUAGAUGCAAUUCGGACGACUGAGGAGAGUGUGCUGUUUGCUGUGAAUGUAUUCCAAUGGCAGGGCAUUGACUUAGACGCGUGCAGACAACGGCCAGUGAGGGAAUGGAGUGCAGAUGUGAGGAGUUAUAACGCGCGUACAGUGCGCGAUGGGGUGGUAUACUACGUGCCGGUACAGACGCCGUCUCCUAAUGCGACCAAGACGGAGUCCUCGGCGAAGCGAGAGGACACGGCAAUGGAGGCGUCGGCAGUUGGUGGUAAGGAGAACGCGGAGGGGGAGGGGUCGAAAGAAUUAGCUUCAUCCCCCGCGGGUACUGCAUCAAGUGAAACACAGCACUUCCGUGUGCUGGCUGUGGAGAUUCCGAUGCCGAUGGAGUCAGAGGCGGCAGGGGUGGCGGCGGUGGACUCUCUGACUGAGUUUGAGAGUGAGGUCGCGGUCGGUGUGAAUGCGCAAAUACCUCAAACCACUGGUUCUCGCGCGACACUUUACUCAGUGCUGGAGGGACUGUUGCAGGAACAGAAACUUUCGGCGGAACAGCGGUCCCAAUUGACGCACGCUGUCUUCUCGUUUUUGCAAUGUGAAGUGCCGCUCUCGAGGCUAUACAGCCAAAUGUCGAGCAUCGUGGGCUACUCGACUCUGCGGCAAGUGAUCCAGCAAGUGGAAGGAGUCAGCGACGCGGCUUCCAAGCCCGCCCCCGCUGCGGUCUCUUUGGGCAACGUGGUCAGCUUUCGCAAAAGCCAACAUGCAAGCUACCCGAUUCCCGACUAUUGCUUCCUCACGGCUGCGGGACGCGCGGCGUUUUUUGCCUCACCGCGUGUGUCGCAAAAUGUCAAGAGCAACUCCGCUGCCCACUCAGCACCCUGGCACGUAGACGUGCCCCUGGACCCUCGGAGCAGUCAUCGGGUUGGCCAUGUGGCUGCAAGCUGCGCAGGCUACAUCUUCAUCACCGGCGGUGUGCUUGAAGGCCAACAAAAUCCCACGGGCUGGGACUCCCUCAGUGUGGUUAAUAAGCACACCUUCCAGACUGUCGAACACGACCUGACGGGCUCCGUCCCAGUAGCUCCAUUUGGCGUAGGCUCCCUGAUCGUGGGCAGUCUCGGUAGCUACAGCUCUUCGGACUGUCUAUUAGUUUUCGGCGGGACGAUGAGUCUGAGUGUGGUCACUGAUGCAAUCAAUUCAGCUGGCCGCCAAAUGCAGCCUUGCGAUAUCGUGCGCGAUUUGCGUGUACUUGACUUCCAAUCCCUCCGAUGGUCCAAGGUCAUUACUUCUGAAGACCAAAGCCCCGGUGCCCGCUGUUUCCCCGUCAUGGUCCCUGUUCUGCAGCCGCGCAAUAGCGGAGCAGCCGAGGUCAUUGGAGUCGCUCUCUACGGCGGCCUAGGCAAACCCGAGCGGCCUGCCGCGCUUGACGACGCUUGGUACCUCGCGCUGCAAUCCGACCAGCUCUGGCGCCCUGUCACCUGCGCCAAUAACGAACCGCUGUUUGGCGCAGCCGCGGUCUGCGCCGGCCCCAACAGGUGGCUAAUUUGCGGCGGCUACGGUGCUAGCGAAGCCAUUCGAGUGCUCUCCGUACACGUCGACCCCUGCAACCGGGACCCCGGCAGCCGGGACACAAGUAUCAGGCCCGGCGAAAGCCGCAAUGAUCUGCGCGGCGCCGAAAAUGCGCGCAGCACACGUGUGCGCAUGGUCCUCGAACCGCUCCCUAACUCGCAAGAUCACGUCUGCGGCCGCCGCGCCUUCUGCUCAGGCAUCAUCAUGAAGGCAGAAGGCGCCCAGUUCGAACCAGUCGAGCUGGGGACUACUCUGCACCGAACCACGCCCACUGCAAAGAACCUCCUCUUCCUCUCCGGCGGCGCAACGGACCAGGAGCUUCCGCUCUGCCCCAUUUCCGUGUUCGAAGUCAUAUCCGACGGCGAGGCUAUAAUUGCGCUUAAUUUCCUGCGGACUGUCCAGCCUCAAACGCGGCCUGGCUGUCCGUAUAUGCAAAACCCGCUUCCUAGACUCUGCGAGACAUCAACCUUUAUACCGCAUGUGCCCUUUCACCAAAAGCACUUGACGAGACAACCGCCGUGCUUACCAGGCUUCUUCGUUUCCGGGGGGUUCUCUGUGAGCAAUACCCGGUCGACUGUACCUGUUCCAGUCGAUUUCAGUUCCACCGAGCUGAUAACCUUGCACUCAGUCGAUCCCUACCGGCUCACCUGGAACACUACAGACGGUAGAGAAGCCGACGGGAGGGAGGUAGUGGGUAGCAAGGACGCAGCUGGCGGAAGGGACGCAAGGGAUGGAACAGGCCAUAUGACGCAGGAUGCCGACCGACUCCUACACGCUGCCGAGAUUGUAGUGGACGACGAUCUCGAGACACUGAGCAUCUUAGACAAGCGGGGCGUCACCGAUGAGACUCGUAAUAUGUUCAAGCUCUUCGAAGAAUCCACCCGCCAUAAUCCAAAGUGGUUGAAAGACCUGUGCUUUACCCCGGGACUCCUAGUCACUCUCGGCACCAUGGUUCCAUGGCCGUUCACUGCCAUCGGAGGACUAAUGGAGAACUCGUGUCAUCUGACUACCAGAGCGUCUCACGUCGCCCUUGACAUUGGUCUCGCUAAAAACGGCCAAUUCUUUCUCUCCUUUAGCGAUAAUGGCAAAGGUCUCGGAUACUCCGGCAUGCACAAGGUCCUCAAGAGAUUCGGCAUCGGAGAAAAUAGAUUGCAGACCAGAGACCACCAACGAUCGCACAGUGCAGUGCAGUAUGGCUUGGGGUGCAAGAUCGCAUUGAGCCGAUUAGGGCAAGAGUGCUUGCUUAUUAGCCGCACUUCCGGUUGCUUAGGUGUCUCUUUGAUGUCCCAAAGAUUUCUUAAGGACAUUGGGGCAGGCAGCAUCGGAGCGGCUCCCUCAUGCUUCUGGAAGCUUCCUUCACGAGAUACUGUCUUGGGACAGAAUGAGCAUCUUACAAGCCAAAGGAAGCUGAUCCAAUACUCGCCAUUUAAAACGAUCAAUUCUUUAGCAGAACAGAUAAACAUUCUGGGACUGCAUACUGGUACGCGGUUUGUCUAUUUCGAUCAUCAGAAGACGUUCUUCAACGAGAUUGGGUUGGAUCCUGAGGACGGUCUGGCCCGGUUGACUGGGAAGGGUUUGGGUUCCACCAGCAGUCCGGGUUUUCCAGGUUUGCUGACGAGCUCAUCGGGCAAGUUAUCUACAGAGGAGAUGACUCGGGCGGAUGAAGGCGGCGAGGGCCCUGGUGGGGCAGCCUUGUCUAGUACAGGGUGUUCUUUGUUGAACCCUGCAGAUAAGUUGAUUAGUUUGCACCGAAAGAUCCCUUUGGGUUGUAUGGCGCAACUUGGAGAGACUGGAGGCGACCUGCCUGGUGCCGAAGAAUUGGGUCGCGGUCUGUGUCACACGUGCCCGCUUUCGGGCGAGUCCUUCAUGGUCACUAGCGCACCCGUGCGCCGGUUCGUUGACACCGAGGGCUUCAGUAGUCUCUACGACUCAACCGCGGUUAUCCAAUAUCCCAAGCUCAAUCCCGAACCGGGACUCGUCGUGUCCUCCUCCCACGGCCACGGAACGACCAUUGAUGCCGAAACGACCAUUGAUGCCGAUCGACAAGUCGAGAACCAAACCACCAUGCAUGUGGAGGAGCGAGAACGCGAAUCAGACCCGCAAUCGGACCCGAAUACAAACCGAACCGGACCUCAGGCCGUGGACACCGCCACGGACUCUCCUAAGAAUCGAACGGGAACGUCUACGAUCCGAACAGGGAGCACCUUCCCUUUGUGGACGCAUUCCAAGUACAGCAUCGACCAGUGCUUGUCUACAUAUAUGUACUGGGCUCUACUCUUCAACGUGUGCCGACUACACUGCAACGGGUGGGCACUCACACCAGUUGAUGGACAACCCACCGAGUUGAUUUCCUCAAGUAUUACGACGCGGGCUGACUCUCUCGAAGACAACGGCUUCCGGGAAGACUUAUUCAAACACUCCCUCUAUCGCUACAUGAAGAGACGAUUGAACGCCAUGGUUGAGCUCGACUGGCUGUUCACACCCAGCGACAGCAACUACGACACCUACGGUCUCCUCGGCUUCGUUAACCCACUUGAAGCACUCACAAGCACGCAAAAAAUGCCCUAUCACGAAACGGGCAUUCUGCUCUACUACAAGGAACGGCUCAUCAGAAGACUCUUUGUGCCUUUCCCAGCACCUGCAAAACUACUGGACGAAGUUGCGAAUAGGCCGUAUCCUCCCUCCCACUUUAAAGGGAAACCAACAUUCUUGUUCCCCUGCACUGGAAUCAUUCAUGUCCCGGAGUGGUUGUACCCCAAUGCAGCCAAGGAUGACUUUGUGGCACAACGGUCUCCGGUGUUUGACGAAUUUGUAGUUCAAGUAAAACACUUGGUGAGACAGUACCUGUUAGUGUGUCUUGAUGAUGACGCGCGGACCGCGUGGAUCCAGGAGCGCGGCAAAGAGUUCCUGAAGGAGGCUGGUCGGCGCAGACCUCUCAGUCCAUUGCUUCAUGUGGCGCUGUUGAAAAAAAGUUAA
Molecule: messenger RNA, 4542 nt
Organism: Gregarina niphandrodes
Lineage: Eukaryota; Apicomplexa; Conoidasida; Eugregarinorida; Gregarinidae
Product: GHKL domain protein
Exons: 4
Coding region: 1-4542 (1513 amino acids)
Cellular component (GO): nucleus
Molecular function (GO): protein binding; ATP hydrolysis activity
Source: RefSeq, a predicted model, not a curated record